Lotus japonicus is the source of this 495-nucleotide messenger RNA. RefSeq lists its product as uncharacterized. NCBI's taxonomy places the organism in Eukaryota, Viridiplantae, Streptophyta, Magnoliopsida, Fabales, Fabaceae. The record is from RefSeq and is a predicted model, not a curated record. The coding region runs from base 1 to 495 and encodes 164 amino acids. The transcript has a single exon.
AUGAGGAGCCUUGUGUUGGAAGCGUACAGCGGACAAACUGAUCCAAAGGAUCAUUUGCUUUAUUUCAAUAUGAAGAUGGCAAUAAGCGCAGCUUCCGACACGGUGAAGUGCAGGAUGUUCCCAUCUACAUUUAAGGGCGCGGCGAUGGCUUGGUUUGCGACUUUGCCACGGGGAUCUAUAGCAAAGUUCCGCGACUUCUCGUCGCAAUUCCUUAUUCAGUUCUCUACAAGCAAGAUCGAGCAGGUUACAAUGGAAGAUCUGUAUGACGUUCGACAGAUAGAGCGAGAAACUUUGAAGCAAUACGUGAAGCGGUACAGUAAUGCAUCCAUGAAAAUCGAGGAGUGGGAACCUCAGGCAUGUGCGCGCGCUUUCAAAAAUGGAUUGCUGCCGGGAAAGCUUAACAGCAAGCUGAGUCGGAAACCAGUGCACUCGAUGACAGAGGCUCGCGCCCGGGCGAGUGCCUACAUCCUAGAAGAGGAGGACGACGCAUUCUAG